GAAUGCCAACAAUGUAGCGAAUGUCCCGCUCGGGUCUGCGCUUUGGAACCGUGGCGUGAGCGUCCCGGGAAGAUGGAGCAGCCGCCGCCCGCCCCGCCUCUGCCGUUCGGGGCUACCCCGUCCCUGCGGGGCCAACAGCCACUGCCGCCACCGGCGCCCGGUCUCCCGGCGCGUGAGACCCCGGAGCCGCGAGCCAGGACGCCUCGGAGAGUGUAGACCGCGCCCAGGAGAGAGUGAUGGUCUUCAAAAUGAAAACUCUGGAAAAUUUUAGGUUCUCUGUAGGAACUACAGAAAUCGAAGGACAGAAAAUUUUCAAAAGGAAGUUGUUCUGAAAGCAUGUUUACAACUAACUCACACUAUUGACUGUUCUUUUUUUAAAAAUAAUAAGAUAACUUUGAGAAGAUUGUAUUUAUGGUAAAAGGAAACUGGACUAACGAUGAGGCCAAAGACUUUUCCUGCUACAACUUAUUCUGGAAAUAGCCGGCAGCGAUUGCAAGAGAUCCGAGAGGGACUGAAGCAACCAUCCAAGUCUUCCUCCCAGGGGCUGCCGGUGGGACCAAACAGUGACCCUUCCUUGGAUUCCAAAGUCCUGGGGAGCAAGGAUGCCACCAGGCAGCAGCAGAUGAGAGCUACCGCAAAGUUUGGGCCUUAUCAGAAAGCGCUCAGGGAAAUCAGAUAUUCCCUGCUGCCCUUUGCCAACGAGUCAGGCACUCCGAAUGCUGCAGAGGUAAACCGGCAGAUGCUGCAGGAGUUGGUGAACGCAGGAUGUGACCAGGAGAUGGCUGGCAGAGCACUCAAGCAGACAGGCAGCAGAAGUAUUGAAGCUGCCCUGGAAUACAUCAGUAAGAUGGGCUACCUGGAUCCCAGGAAUGAGCAGAUUGUGCGCGUCAUCAAGCAGACCUCCCCAGGAAAGGGCCUGGUGCCCACCCCAGUGACGCGGCGGCCCAGCUUCGAGGGCGCGAGGGAAGCAUUCCCGUCUUACCACCAGUUGGGUGGUGCAGCCUACGAGGGUCCGGGCUUCGGUGCUGAUGGCCCCGCUCCGGUGGAGGAGGUGCCCCGGCAGUACGCAGACUUCCUCUUCCCUGGAGUCGGCGCCCACGGCGCGCAGGCCCACCAGCACCCUCCCAAGGGCUAUGGCGCAGCAGCAGAGGCGGCGGGCACGCACUUCCCAGGUGCCCACUACAGCCGCGCGCACCUACUGGUGGCCGCGGAGCAGCCUGGCUACGGUGUACAGCGCAGUCCCUCCUUCCAGAGCAAGACGCCGCCCGAGGCGGGCUAUGCAGGCCUCGCCAAGGCCCCGGGCGGCCCACCUGGCGCCAGCCUCGCCUUCCCUGCCCCUUCUGGGGGACUGUAUGCCCCGCAUGGGCACCACAAGCCUGCCGGCCCAGGGGCUCACCAGCUGCACGUGCUAGGUGCCCGCGGCCCCGCAUUCGCUGGGGACAGCCCUCCGCAGAGCCUGCUUGCACCCUCCAGAAACAGCCUCAACGUGGACCUGUACGAGCUGGGCGCCCCUGUACCCUGGCCCGCUGCCCCGCUCGCCCGCCGAAACUCGCUGCAGAAGCCCGGGCUGGAGGCGCCCCGCCAGCAUGUGGCCUUCCGGACCGGCCCCGGCCCCAGCAGGACCAACUCCUUCAGUAGCCCGCAGCCGCGCGCAGGCCCCCAGUCCGAGCCUUCGCUGCCAGCCCCCAACACAGUAACCGCGGUGACGGCCGCACACAUCCUGCACCCUGUGAAGAGCGUGCGUGUGCUUAGGCCAGAGCCACAGACGGCCGUGGGACCCUCGCAUCCCUCCUGGGUUCCCGCGCCCACCACAUCCGCAGAGGGCCUGGAGGCCAUGGACGAGCAUGCCCUGGGUGUGGGCUGCGCCAAUGCACACCCACUGGACAUGGACUAUGGCGGCCCCGAGCGCAGGUGCCCACCACCGCCCUACCCGAAGCACCUACUGCUGCCCAGCAAAGCAGAGCAGUACGACCUGGACCUGGAUAGCCUGUGCUCCGGCGUGGAGCAGAGCCUACGCGGAGGUGUUGAGCCCGACAGGAGCGACAAGAGCCACAAGAGUGCCAAGGGGGACAAAGGCAGCAAGGAUAAAAAACAGAUCCAGACCUCCCCGGUGCCUGUCCGCAAAAAUAGCAGGGAUGAAGAGAAGAGAGAGUCGCGUAUCAAGAGCUACUCCCCAUAUGCCUUCAAGUUCUUCAUGGAACAGCACGUGGAAAACGUCAUCAAAACCUACCAGCAGAAGGUCAACCGGAGGCUGCAGCUGGAGCAGGAAAUGGCCAAAGCUGGACUCUGUGAGGCUGAGCAGGAGCAGAUGAGGAAGAUCCUUUACCAGAAGGAGUCUAACUACAACAGGCUGAAGAGGGCCAAGAUGGACAAGUCCAUGUUUGUGAAAAUCAAAACUCUGGGAAUUGGUGCCUUUGGAGAAGUGUGCCUUGCCUGUAAGGUGGACACUCAUGCCCUAUAUGCCAUGAAGACUCUGAGGAAGAAAGAUGUCUUGAACCGGAAUCAGGUGGCCCAUGUCAAGGCUGAGCGGGACAUCCUGGCUGAGGCAGACAAUGAGUGGGUGGUCAAACUCUACUACUCCUUUCAGGACAAAGAUAGCCUGUACUUUGUGAUGGACUACAUCCCUGGGGGGGACAUGAUGAGCCUGCUGAUUCGGAUGGAGGUCUUCCCUGAGCACCUGGCCCGCUUCUACAUUGCAGAGUUGACUCUGGCCAUUGAGAGUGUCCACAAAAUGGGCUUCAUCCACAGGGACAUCAAGCCCGACAAUAUCUUGAUAGAUCUAGAUGGUCAUAUCAAGCUGACAGAUUUUGGCCUCUGCACUGGAUUCAGGUGGACUCAUAAUUCCAAGUACUACCAGAAAGGGAACCACAUCAGACAGGACAGCAUGGAGCCUGGUGACCUCUGGGACGAUGUUUCUAACUGUCGAUGUGGAGACAGGCUAAAGACGCUGGAGCACAGAGCACAGAAGCAGCACCAGCGAUGCCUGGCUCAUUCCCUGGUCGGAACUCCAAAUUAUAUCGCUCCGGAGGUGCUUCUCCGCAAAGGUUACACACAGCUCUGUGACUGGUGGAGUGUUGGUGUGAUUCUUUUUGAGAUGCUGGUUGGGCAGCCACCUUUCUUGGCACCUACUCCCACAGAAACCCAGCUGAAGGUGAUCAACUGGGAGAACACGCUGCACAUUCCCACGCAGGUGAAGCUGAGUGCAGAGGCCCGUGACCUCAUUACCAAGCUGUGCUGCGCGGCUGACUGUCGACUGGGUCGGGACGGGGCGGAUGACCUCAAGGCCCACCCGUUCUUCAGCGCCAUCGACUUCUCCCGAGACAUCCGGAAGCAGCCUGCCCCCUACGUCCCCACCAUCAGCCACCCCAUGGACACCUCAAAUUUUGAUCCCGUGGAUGAAGAGAGCCCUUGGCAUGAGGCCAGCGAGGGGAGCGCCAAGGCCUGGGACACGCUCACGUCACCCAACAGCAAGCACCCGGAGCACGCCUUCUACGAGUUCACCUUCCGAAGGUUCUUUGAUGACAAUGGUUACCCCUUCAGGUGCCCGAAGCCUUCGGGAGCAGAGCCUGUGCUUGCAGAGAGCACAGACCGCCAGAAGGCUGAGCUGGGCGAUGCCACCGAAGGCUGCCAGCCAGUCUAUGUGUAGGUGGUGUAAUUGGUCAGCCGGGCCCGGCCCAGCCCAGCCCAGCCCAGCCCAGCCCCAGUGCUGUUGCUUCCCAGGGUUGCUGCAGCUGGCUGCCUCAGGGCAUCUCCAGAAACUGGUCUUUGACAAGAAAACCCCCCAGCAAGAUUUUAAAAAAAAAUAGACUUAAAACUAGCAAUUCUUCACUUCUAAAUUCUGGCUGAUGGGCAGUAGGGAGGUCACUGUGGCUUUGAAUUGGCUUUUUAAGGACCUUCACUGCAUUAAAACACUAUUUAAAAAAAUUUAGUACCACUUAGAGCACUUAUUUUAUUGAUACCCAUUUUUUCUUACUAAAUUAUAAGGAUUAACUCUGACAAAUCAUGCUGCUGUUACUUCCGUCUGUGUUUUAUCUGAUAGCACUUGUCCACAUUUAGAAAAGACAUAAGAACUAAAGACCAUGCGAUAAGAAAUCUCUGUGCAAUAAAGUUAAAGAAAGACAGUGCUCUGCUAGAUGUCACGGAGACCAUGUAUCUACACAAUAGCUUUGUUUAGUAUUUUUUCCCACAUUUCAAAGUUGUGAUAUGUUUAAAAGCUGCUUUUUGUGGGUUUUUUUUUUUCUUUUACAUAUUAUAAUAUACUAGAAAGUGUGAGCAAAGAACUGAUGGGUGUGAUUCCAAUGUCUGAUGUGUGGAAAGUACUGCCUGAGCAGUUUUCUAUUAUAAAAUUACCGUAUCUUGCCAUUCACAGCAGGUCCUGUGAAUUUGUUUUUACCAUGUUUUUAAAUGAGGUAUUCUAGACAGCGUGCUGAUAAUAUAUCGUGUGGGUGACUUCCCUAUGAUUGUAUCCCUUAUUGUUAAAGAAAUGCAAAUGUGUAACUGAAGUGUGAUUUUUUUUUUUUUUUUUAAUGUGUGUGUUGGGUAUGAUUGGAUUCUUUGGCAGGUAAAUGUAAACGUUUGUCAUAUUUCUAAACUACAUCAAAAGGGAUUAAUCAGCUAUGCCAAAACAAUGAACUUCAUCUGGGCUCUCUAUCCCUUGCUGCAGUGUGCUCUCACUCUUGGUGUGUUGAAUGCUGUAGCUGGACCUGCCCCUUAGCUUCCUCACUGGCAGGGGCCCCACACCGAAGGUUUGCUACUGUUAGCGCCCUGUUCUUAGACAGCUAGGGGUUACCAGGAAGUUCAGUCCUUUUGCCUUUUUUUUUACAUUUUGAUGAAAUCUUAACUUGGUUUAACCAAUACAUUUUGCUGACCUUUGUUUAAAAAAAAAAAGAAAGAAAAGAUUCUUCAAAGUGACAUUGGAGUAAAAAGAUACAAGCCAUACAUAUUUUCUUAGACAUACAGGUGUACAUAUAACUAUAAACAAAAUAUUCCUCAUUUCAAAUUAGUAUGGUUCCUAUCAAAGUGAUUUAUAUUUGAAUAAACAUUCAACUCUUGCUUUUUAAAAGAUCUAAUGCAUCAUAUUUUCAUUAUGUUAUUCCACAUAUUUUUCCUUGAAGUUCUUAGCAUAAUGUAUCCAUUACUUAGUGUAUAUCUAGGCAACAACACUUAUACAUUUAUCUGUGUCUAAAACAAUUCCUGUGUACUGGUUUACAUUUGUAUGAAUGGCAUAUUCUGAAGUCUGCUGUGCUUGUAUUGUGACUUACAGUAUUUUUGCUAUUUUAUAGUAAUGCCAUGUUUUUUACAGCGCUCUGACAUACUUUCAUGUGGUAGGUUCUUUCUCAGGAACUCAAUUUAACUAUUAUUUAUUGAUAUAUCAUUGCCUUUGAAAAGCUUCGACUGGCGCAAUUUAUUAUUAAAAAUUUAAAUCCAAA
This is a messenger RNA of Nannospalax galili (Upper Galilee mountains blind mole rat), 5429 nucleotides long. RefSeq names its product large tumor suppressor kinase 2 (gene Lats2). Gene Ontology annotation, molecular function: ATP binding; protein binding; protein serine/threonine kinase activity. The transcript has 8 exons. NCBI's taxonomy places the organism in Eukaryota, Metazoa, Chordata, Mammalia, Rodentia, Spalacidae. The record is from RefSeq and is a predicted model, not a curated record. Bases 437 to 3646 code for a protein of 1069 amino acids. Gene Ontology annotation, cellular component: spindle pole; nucleus. Gene Ontology annotation, biological process: G1/S transition of mitotic cell cycle; hippo signaling; regulation of organ growth.